Anopheles maculipalpis is the source of this 438-nucleotide messenger RNA. RefSeq names its product 40S ribosomal protein S12, mitochondrial. Gene Ontology annotation, cellular component: small ribosomal subunit; ribosome. Lineage: Eukaryota; Metazoa; Arthropoda; Insecta; Diptera; Culicidae. Gene Ontology annotation, molecular function: structural constituent of ribosome. Gene Ontology annotation, biological process: translation. Bases 25 to 438 code for a protein of 137 amino acids. The record is from RefSeq and is a predicted model, not a curated record. The transcript is spliced from 2 exons.
AUUGCUUGGUUUCGUUUUAGAGCAAUGAAUUUCUUGUGGCAAACAUUCAAUCUUACCAAAUCGAUCGCCGGCGAAGCCAUCUCAUCGUUUCUGCAGCGCAGCACGAUGGCCACCCUCAACCAGAUGCAUCGUACGGGGCCCCACUUCAAGAUACGGCCACCCCGCCAACCGCUCGAUGGGAAACCGUUCGCGAAGGGUGUCGUGCUGAAGACGCUGAUCAAGAAGCCUAAGAAGCCAAACUCUGCCAACCGGAAGUGUGUGUUGGUACGGCUUUCCACCGGCAAGGAGCUGGUAGCGUACAUUCCCGGCAUCGGACACAACCUGCAGGAACACAACAUUGUGCUGGUGCGCGUUGGACGCUGUCAGGAUUUGCCCGGCGUGAAGAUUAAGUGCGUCCGGGGCAAAUACGAUCUGCCGCACGUGAUCAAGCAGAAGUAG